Amblyraja radiata (thorny skate) is the source of this 2037-nucleotide messenger RNA. Its product is annotated as X-ray radiation resistance-associated protein 1-like. The record is from RefSeq and is a predicted model, not a curated record. Bases 37 to 1899 code for a protein of 620 amino acids. The transcript is spliced from 10 exons. NCBI's taxonomy places the organism in Eukaryota, Metazoa, Chordata, Chondrichthyes, Rajiformes, Rajidae. Gene Ontology annotation, cellular component: nucleus.
AGGGGAGCGGAAGUGGAAACAGUGGAGCAAGGAGAGAUGGUUGGUGUGGGAAAAGAGGGGGAAAGGGAGGUGGUGGAGCAGAGGGAAGAGGAUGGCAAGAAGGGGGAGAAGGUGGAAGGGAAAGAAGAAAAGGAGAAGGAGGAGGAAGUUGCCAAGCAGGAAGUGGAGGAAGAGGAAACAGCCAAGCAGAAAGUGGCCAAGCAGGAAGUGGGGAAAGAGGAAACAGCCAAGCAGGAAAUGGAGGAAGUGGAAACGGCCAAGCAGGAAGUGGAGGAAGAGGAAACAGCCAAGCAGGAAGUGGGGAAAGAGGAGAUAGUCAAGCAGGAAAUGGAGGAAGUAGAAACGGCCAAGCAGGAAGUGGAGCAAGAGGAAAUGGCCAAGCAGGAAGUGGCCAAGCAGGAAGUGGGGAAAGAGGAAACAGUCAAGCAGGAAAUGGAGGAAGUGGAAACGGCCAAGCAGGAAGUGGAAACGGCCAAGCAGGAAGUGGAGGAAGAGGAAACGGCCAAGCUGGAAAUGGAGGAAGUGGAAAUGGACAAGGAGGAAAGGGAGGAAGAGGAAUUGGACAAGGAUAUGGAUGGAAAGUAUUCUGAUGAUGAGAGUGACGAGAGUUCCGAUAUCCUGCAUCAUCCUGCCCUGUUAAAGGGUAAACUGGACACCACCUUUCCUGCAAUAGAGGGAGAAGAUACGCUGAAAACCCUUGAAGGCAAACGGUUGUGUUACCCAAAACCAAUCUAUGAUUUCCUUCCUCCAUUCUCUCAGUUGACACACCUCAGUCUCGCAAAUAAUAAGAUAUGUGACGACGAGGAGUUGUUGGCUGUCUGUCUCUUCCCGGCGUUGACCAAGCUGACCAUCUACAACAACCCAAUCACCCUCAAUGCCGAGAAGAAACCGCAGCUGGUGAUUGCAAUGCUGAAGGAGAGGCUGGGGAUGGAGGUGGUGACCACCAAACCACAGCCGGCAGCUCGCCCACCGCCCCUCAACGUCUUCAAUCCCAAGCGCAAGAUCGACACUCACAUUCCAAAGAUCCCCAAAAAGCCGCUGAUGCUGGAAACAGCCAGGCGGCUCCUGGGCCUGGAAUGUGCCGAGCCUGGGUGUGGAGGGGCCCAGCGUGGAGAAGCCGGGGCCAGGGCCGGAGCUGCGGGCCUGGCAGGCCAUGCCGUCACAGAACCAGUGUCAGCCCCACAGGCCAGCGGCAAGACAGAUGGCAGCGUUCCUGACCCCACCAUCACCCCAGAGAAGCAACAGGGAGAGGCCACGGCGGAGGAAGGGCCUGUGGAAGGGUUCUUCAUGACCCAGGUUGAAGAUGCAGCAAUGACCACAGAAGACAUGGCGGUCUUGGAGGAGACGCAAACCGAGGUUGCCUCGGUGGCAACAGAUGUCCCCGAGAAGUACAGAGGCUAUGAGGAACUCUUGGAUGCGACAACUGACCCCUACUUUGUGGAUCCAGUUGGAAUUCAGCAGAACGUUCAGCAGCUGGAGUGGCGGCUUCGCAAGUUGCAACUCUACCCUGACCCCUGCGCCAGAGUCAACCUCCUGCAGCAACACUCCCAGCCCAAGGACAGGAAGCCUCAGAAACUUCCAGAACGUACGUGCCACAGAAGCAAAGCUGAGCAAAUGGAGGAGAUACUGAGAGCGAUGAGGGAGCAGAGAGCACUGACCGUUAUCCCACUAGCUCAGGUCCUGCGGGUGAAGGAUGCCAGCAGCCAGGAGUACCGGGAGGCGGCAGCUCUACUGAGGGUCAUGCAGCAGAAGUACAGCCAGAUGCGGCGCAGGCUGACGGCCAACUUCAACAAGCUCCACGAGGAGUGCGUGCAGCUGAAGGGGAAGAUGCCAGAGGCCGAGCGGCCUCCCCACAGCUUCACCAGCCUGGAGGAACCCACCUGCAGCAGCCUGGACUAGGGCCACCCCCAGCCCCCCCCCCAUACCCCUUGCUGGGACCCAUUCCUACGAACCUUGCCCACAGCACCGGCAAGCACCUAGUCUGAAAACCAACCCAAUUGAAGGAAAGUUUUGACGAUAAAUGUUACCGUAACUUUG